AGGAAGAACAACAAAUCCCUCUCUCUCUCUCUCUCUCUCUCUCUCUCUCUCAAUCGUCUACAUUAUCAUCAUCACCACCACCACUUACUGUGAGACAUCCUCUCGAUUUUAGUAUUUUCACUAUUGAAAUCUGAAGACACCUCUCAAAUCUAUUCAAUCUGCUUCUUUUCCCCCAAAAGUCUGGAGAAAAAAAGUUUCAUUCUGGGUUUAAUUCUUCCUUCUACGAUUUCGUUCUGAGAAUAGGAACAAAUCGUGAUCUCGAUUGAAGGGUCUGUAGUGUUUGAGUUUUGAAGGAUCAUCAUUGCAGAAAGAGAUCAUCUUUCGUCAACCUACCUGCUCAAAUCUAGGUUUCUUAAAGUUCAAUCAAUGGAGGAUUGAUUAGAUUUCAAGGGUUCCAGAUUCGAAUAAUGUACUCGAAGCAGUUCAUCCUCUCCUUCUCCCUCCUCCUCUCCCUCCCAAUCAUCUUCUUCAUCUUCAUCGCCCCACAUGUCUUCCCCUCCCCACCCACCGAGCCCCUCAUCCCAAUCUCCGACGAAAUCUCCGACCAAACCCUCUUCUCCUCCGCCGCCGCCUCGACCUCCCUCUCCCACCUCUCCUCCGGCUACCCAAACCCCAAGCUCAAGAUCGCCUUCCUCUUCCUCACCAACUCCGACCUCCACUUCGCCCCGAUCUGGGACCGAUUCUUCUCCGCACACCCCAAAUCCCUCUACAACGUCUACGUCCACGCGGACCCCUUCGUAAACAUCACGCGCCCCCAAAAAGGCUCCGUCUUUGCAAACGCAUUCAUCGCAAACGCGAAACGCACCGCUCGCGCGUCACCGACUCUCAUCUCCGCGACGCGCCGCCUCCUCGCAACGGCCUUCCUCGACGACCCCGCCAACACUUACUUCGCAGUCCUCUCACAGUACUGCGUCCCUCUACAUUCCUUCAGCUACGUCUACACCUCCCUCUUCGAAUCCGCAACGUUCGAUAAGUCCGACCCGGAUCCGAGUCCGAGAGGCGUCCGGGUCCUGUUCCGGACCUUCAUCGAGCUCAUCUCCGACGAGCCGAGGCUCUGGAAACGGUACAACGCUCGGGGGAGGUACGCUAUGCUCCCCGAGGUUCCGUUUGAGAAGUUCAGAGUUGGUUCGCAGUUCUUUGUCAUGACGAGGAGACAUGCGUUGUUGACUAUCAAAGAUCGGGUCUUGUGGAGGAAGUUUAAGCUUCCUUGUUAUCGUUCUGACGCUUGUUACCCCGAGGAGCAUUAUUUUCCGACGCUGUUGAAUAUGAAGGAUCCGGAUGGGUGUACUGGGUAUACCUUGACUCAGGUUAACUGGACUGGCACUGUGAAAGGGCAUCCUUAUACUUAUAGACCCAAGGAAGUGGUGCCGGAGUUGAUUAAGAGACUCAGGAGGUCUAGCCACUCGAGUUCUUACCUUUUUGCACGCAAGUUUACCCCUGAUUGCUUGAAGCCGUUGUUGGCCAUUGCGGACUCGGUGAUUUUCAGAGAUUAAGUUUUUGCCAAGGAAAAAAGUUUUGGUGAUUUCUCGCCUGCAAGCAAGUGACGUGAGAAAAUUAGAGUACAUUUUUGGACCGGAUGAGUAUUUACGCAGGUGGGUUGAAGAGCAAAAAUCACAUUCAGGAGUAAGAAGAGGCAAGGCGAAACAAUCCUUGGGAGGCUUGAAACAAAAUAAACCAGUUUCAGUGGUACUUCAAGCGCACCCUUGUGAGUUGUUGUCACAUUAUAUAUCACACGAAAACUAAGAUUAAGCCACUUUGAGAUUAUCCAAGUUGUAAUUUUUAUAAAUUUUUUGGUUCUUUUGGAUCUGGUGCUGUACAUAAGCAGAGAUUUUUUUUACCCCCAAGGUGUGGGGGGUCUGUACCAUUAUGAUUGUGUCAAGGAAAUCUAUGAAGAGAACAUGCUAUUUU
This is a messenger RNA of Brassica oleracea var. oleracea, 1908 nucleotides long. RefSeq lists its product as uncharacterized. Gene Ontology annotation, cellular component: membrane. Gene Ontology annotation, molecular function: glycosyltransferase activity. NCBI's taxonomy places the organism in Eukaryota, Viridiplantae, Streptophyta, Magnoliopsida, Brassicales, Brassicaceae. Bases 408 to 1493 code for a protein of 361 amino acids. The record is from RefSeq and is a predicted model, not a curated record. The transcript is spliced from 2 exons.